Messenger RNA from Ahaetulla prasina, 3009 nucleotides. Its product is annotated as protein bicaudal D homolog 2-like. Gene Ontology annotation, biological process: regulation of microtubule cytoskeleton organization; microtubule anchoring at microtubule organizing center; protein localization to organelle. The record is from RefSeq and is a predicted model, not a curated record. Gene Ontology annotation, cellular component: Golgi apparatus; cytosol. The transcript is spliced from 8 exons. Bases 5 to 2134 code for a protein of 709 amino acids. NCBI's taxonomy places the organism in Eukaryota, Metazoa, Chordata, Lepidosauria, Squamata, Colubridae. Gene Ontology annotation, molecular function: dynein complex binding; cytoskeletal adaptor activity; dynactin binding.
UAGCAUGUCAGAAACUCUCAUGGACCAGGAUUCUACAAAGCUGCAAGCAGAGGUGGAGCGACUAGCAGCUGAGCUGCAGGAGGCAAUCCAAGAGAAUGUCCAGGCAGCCCAGUAUGGGCUAGCUGUGCUGGAGGAGAAUGAGGAGCUCAAGCAGCGCUGUGGAGAUCUGGAAGGUCAACUAGAGGUCCUACGUGUAGAAUUGGCCUGCAUGAAGGAGGCUUUGGCAGAAUCUCAUAGCAACCAUAAACGAGCAGCAGCUGAUGGGGAAAACCGGGAAGAGUCUCUACUCAGGGAAUCCGCUUCCAAAGAAGCCCAUCUGACUCAAACCAUUGAGGAGCUCCAAAGUGAAGUGAAAUUCCUGAAAUCUCAGUUUGACAACACAGGGGUGGAAAAUGACCGGCUCAGUGUAGCUCUGCGAGACUUAAGGAAGGAGUGCCAGACUCUGGAGACUGAAAAAAAUCAAUUGCGUGAGGAGAUGAAACAAGCUAAGUCACGGGAACUUCGCCAGUUGCAGGAUUGUGGAGAGCUUGAGGAAGAAAAUAUUUCUCUGCAGAAACAGGUCUCCAUUCUCCGGGGAAAUCAGGUGGAAUUUGAGAGUGUCAAGCGUGCCCUAAGGUGCCGUGAGGAAGAGCUUAUGUUGGCUGAUUCCCAGCUACAAGAACAGGGUCGUCUUCGGGAUCUGGCCGAACAGCAACUUCAGGAGGCCCUUGAGACUGUCCAGGCUGAGCGUGAGCAGAAGCAGGAACUGCGGCGGGAGCUAGCCGUCUAUGCUGGGGGCCGUCAUGAUUCUCUGAACAGCUUGCAGACCAACCUGGAGGAGCUCAGCCACAGCCACACCACAGAGUGUGAAGAGCAAGACAGUGGUUUUGCCAAUGGUAGCAACGUAGGGGUCCUGACAUCCACACCUCACAGCUUCCAGCCUGCACCUGGUCUUGUUGCAGACCUCUUCAGUGAACUUAGCUUGGCAGAGAUUCACAAGCUACAGCAGCAACUCCAACAGGCAGAAAAAGAAAAGGCUUCACUUGCUUCAGAUCUGCAGGAUCUCAAGAAACAGCUGACCAGGACUAAGGAGAUCUUGGCCCAACAGCAGUUGUGCAACAGCCGUCAAGUAGAUCAGCUUCCAGCCCCAGAGGCUAAGCCUAGUACUAAUAACGGUGUGGAUAACCUGUCACCCAAUAAUAAUGAAUGCUACCGUGAGGAGCUGGACAGGGCCCAACUGGCAAUCCGGCAGGAGAGAGAGGCAGCUGCCCGCUUAGAAGCUGAGUUGAGAGUUGCUAGACGGAUUACCAGAGAGUGUCAGUCACGGCUGGCUGAGACUCAGGAGGAGCUCCUUAUUUUUUCUGAGGAGAUGGCAUCUCUCUACCAUCACAUCUGUGCCUGCCACAACAUAACCCCUCACCGUGUAGUAUUGGACUAUUACAGGGAGGGUCGUGGUGUUCAAAGUGUGUGCCGGAGGCAUUCCUCCAGAAAGCAUAUGUUCACAGAAAUAGAGACAACUAGCAGUGGAGACAGAUCACCAGCCAGUAGCCCUGGCUCUCUGUGUGGUUUGGAGCCUCUUUAUGUCACUAAUCUGACAGAGAUCUUGAGAGAACAGCUGGGGCAUCUGGAGGUGGCACUGUCCAUUGCACAUCAACAGAGCCCAAUGGGGCACAGAGCUGAAUUGGAACGUGAUAAAGAAGUUCUGGUAGAAGAGGUGCUGAAACUGAAGUCCAUGUUGAGCACAAAGCGUGAACAGGUUGCUACACUGCGCACAGUGCUUAAGGCCAACAAGCAGACAGCAGAGGCAGCCCUCUCAAAUCUCAAAGGACAGUUCGAAAGUGAAAAAGUGCUGGUAUCAGAGACCAUGAUCAAGUUGCGUCACGAGCUCAAAGUCUUGAAGGAGGAUGCUGCUACUUUCUCUUCCCUACGUGCCAUGUUUGCUAGCAGGUGUGAUCAGUAUGUGAGCCAACUAGACGAGAUGCAACGGCAACUGGAAGCUGCAGAGGAUGAAAAGAAGACUCUAAACUCCUUGUUGCGCAUGGCGAUCCAGCAGAAGCUGGCACUCACACAUCGACUAGAGGCUCUUGAAAACCCAGUGGAAGAGAUGCGGAGCAAUAGGAGGAUACUCAGAGCAGCCAAGAGUAGUGCGAGAUGAGAUUAAUGGGAUUCGGUACAGGAUUUCUUGGUUGUUUGGGAUGCUCUGUGACGAAAGGACUGCAAUUCGCUUGAGUAACCAAAAACACUGAGUACCUGCAACCUGCAGCCACUCAAGAAGGAAACUGGAUAAGAAGACUGUAGCCCGAACAUGUGUCUUUAUCUCCCCCCCUCCUUUUCCUUACUGCCUUAAGAACUCCCAAAGAUAUACUUUCUCUCUAAUAUUUCUCUGGAACUAUUUUGUAAAACACCUGUAAUACCUUUUUAAAGCUUUGUUCCAAUAACAGUGAUAUCAACCUUGAAUAAGGCUACACACUUAGUGUUAACUGGCUGAAAGAAAUUGUGCAGGGAUUGCCUGUUUCACUACCCCAUAUUUGCUCCCCCCCACAUUGACCAACCAUUUAUUCUGCUUAUCUGUUUGCCACAGGUUUUACAGGUAAAUUGAAACAGCUGUGCAACUAAUGGACAUGUAACAAUGAAAUAUGUUGUCAGAUGAAGAUAUACCUGGAAGCAAUUUUGCAGGUUGGAGCUAGGCAAGCCCCUGGUUUCCCUUAAAUAAAUGAUGUCCCCUGGUUUCUAAUCUCUUUUUAACUACAAUCCAGAAAAUAAAUCUAUACUUCAAAACACUGCAUAACAAGGAAUAUCAAAAUGUUUUGUAGUUCUAAAUAGACAUAUUUAUUUAACAUGCCAAAAAAGAUUAUCCUUCUUUACAGUUGCCCUAUAAUACUGUCCCAAGAUAGUCUGUAGCCUUUUGCAGAGUCCUAUCACCUGAUCUUUGACAUUUUUUGUGCCUUUUCAUCAUUUGUUAAUUCUAUUCUUGAUAUAUUUGCAUUGUUCCAAAAACACCUACCCAUGUCUGAUAGUUUCAUAUGUUUU